UUUCGGUGAGGAGAGGGGCGGAGCUAAGGCCGCUCAGUCAGGACUUAUCUCUCGGGUUGUAGCGGCCGGCGUAAGAGCAGCGGUGGCUCUGCGGAGUCCAGCCUCUGUCCCGCGACUGACAGCCGGCUGUUCCGGCCAGGGCGGAGAGGUCAUAGCUGGGAAUGUAUGACAACAUGUCCACAAUGGUGUAUCUAAAGGAAGACAAGUUGGAGAAGCUCACUCAAGAUGAAAUUAUUUCUAAGACUAAACAAGUGAUCCAAGGACUAGAAGCACUGAAGAAUGAGCACAAUUCCAUCUUACAGAGUUUACUGGAGACACUGAAAUGCUUGAAGAAAGAUGAUGAGACCAAUUUGGUGGAAGAAAAAUCAAAUAUGAUUCGCAAGUCUUUGGAAAUGCUAGAACUGGGACUCAGUGAAGCACAGGUAAUGAUGGCAUUGUCAAAUCACUUAAAUGCAGUGGAAUCAGAGAAGCAGAAACUACGUGCUCAGGUUCGCAGGCUAUGCCAAGAAAAUCAGUGGCUAAGGGAUGAGCUAGCCAAUACUCAGCAGAAAUUACAAAAGAGUGAACAGUCUGUGGCUCAGCUGGAGGAAGAGAAGAAGCACUUAGAAUUCAUGAAUCAGUUAAAAAAAUACGAUGAUGAUAUAUCACCUUCAGAGGAUAAAGACACAGAUUCUACCAAAGAACCACUGGAUGAUUUAUUCCCCAAUGAUGAAGAUGACCAGGGGCAAGGAAUUCAACAGCCACAUAGCAGUGCAGCAGCAGCUGCCCAACAGGGUGGCUAUGAGAUUCCAGCAAGAUUAAGGACCCUUCAUAAUCUUGUCAUUCAGUACGCUUCCCAAGGUAGAUAUGAGGUUGCUGUACCCCUCUGUAAACAAGCACUUGAGGAUCUGGAGAAGACUUCAGGUCACGAUCACCCUGAUGUUGCCACUAUGUUGAACAUACUGGCAUUGGUAUACAGGGACCAGAAUAAAUACAAAGAUGCAGCAAACUUACUUAAUGAUGCCUUGGCUAUUCGUGAAAAGACCCUGGGCAAAGAUCAUCCAGCGGUUGCAGCAACUUUAAAUAACCUUGCAGUGCUUUAUGGGAAAAGAGGAAAAUACAAGGAAGCUGAGCCUUUAUGCAAGAGAGCUUUGGAAAUCAGAGAGAAGGUACUGGGAAAAGAUCAUCCUGAUGUUGCCAAACAGUUGAAUAACCUGGCCUUGCUAUGUCAGAACCAGGGUAAAUAUGAAGAAGUGGAAUACUACUAUCAGCGGGCGCUUGAGAUCUACCAAACUAAACUGGGGCCGGAUGAUCCAAAUGUAGCAAAGACAAAGAAUAAUUUGGCCUCCUGCUACCUGAAACAAGGGAAAUUUAAGCAAGCAGAAACUUUAUACAAAGAGAUCCUUACUCGUGCCCAUGAAAGGGAAUUUGGCUCUGUGGAUGAUGAAAACAAACCCAUUUGGAUGCAUGCUGAAGAGAGAGAAGAAUGCAAAGGAAAGCAAAAAGAUGGCACAACUUUUGGUGAAUAUGGCGGCUGGUACAAAGCUUGCAAGGUUGAUAGUCCAACAGUCACAACUACCUUAAAGAAUCUUGGGGCACUUUACAGACGCCAAGGCAAGUUUGAAGCUGCUGAAACAUUAGAAGAGGCAGCAAUGAGGUCCCGUAAACAGGGGCUUGACAAUGUUCACAAACAGAGAGUUGCUGAAGUGCUUAAUGACCCAGAAAGUAUAGAGAGACGGCGAAGCCGCGAGAGCCUCAAUGUUGACGUGGUAAAGUAUGAGAGUGGCCCUGAUGGAGGAGAGGAAGUGAGUAUGAGCGUAGAAUGGAAUGGGGAUGGCACUGGAUCUCUAAAACGCAGUGGUUCCUUUAGCAAACUUCGUGCUUCAAUUAGACGCAGCAGUGAGAAGCUGGUUAGAAAGCUGAAGGGAGGAAGUUCACGAGAGAGUGAACCAAAGAAUCCUGGCAUGAAGCGUGCCAGCUCACUGAAUGUUCUUAACAUGGGUGGCAAGGCAACUGAAGAUCACUUUCAAGGACGAACUAAUUGUCUGACAGACUCAAGAGCUCUGAGUGCCAGUCACACUGAUUUGGCCCACUGAGGUUCUGGGACAGAUGCUAGCUAAAAAAAAUUCCCUUGUGAAUUACGAAGCACUGAGGUUUACAAUUUUUGGGUCCCCCAUCACUCCUCUUUCUAGAACCGUCUAGGUUAGAGACGUCGUUGAAUGGACUGCUGUUCCUAGGCCUUCUGAAAAUAAGUGGCAUUUUAAAGAGUUGGAGACUAGCUUCUUUGUGAGACGUACAGAGAUUGUUGCAUCACCGCUAGUUAUAUGGAAUUGUGUUACAGAUCCCCAUAAUGCAGAAUCCAAAAGCAAGUGGGUAGGGGGACAUCCACGAAGUAGAAAAUGUACUGAAAUGUAAAAGAGUGCAAGAGCAUCUUUGGGCAUGCUGUUUUAAAAGCUGUUACAAAGAGGGUAUGUUAGUAACUAUUUAUAAAGUUGGUGGAAUGAGAUAGAUCUACAUUAAGUUUAUUACUGUAUAAAACCAGGAUUGUGUACAGUUAAAGGCUUACAUUGUUGGCUAUCAGAAUUUGCACAGAGCUUGUCUGACUAGUGACUGGGCUUCACGGUUUUUAUAACCUAUAAAGCAAGAUGCUAAUACACUAGAAUGGAGCAGCUUAGGCACCACUUCAGAGCAUAGCACUUGAUGGCUGAUCUCUUCUUGCCCUCUUGGGCCUAAAAAUCAAUGGCAGCAGUGCAAUUAACUUUAAACUGGGAGGGAGGAACUCAAAGAAUAGGCUUAAAAGCCAGCCAGCUUUUAAGUCUCUUUCCUUUUGUCAGUCACCCAGAGCACUCCAUCUGCUCUUCAGGCUGGAAAUACUGUUACAAUUAUCUCUUGAAUUUCAACUUCUGUCUCUGUUCAGAGUGGGAACAGGAGAAAAAUAAAGUAUGCUGGACUCUAGUUGCUGUGUCAAAGUGAAAUGUGGUUAUUGGCAGGCUGUUUGUUUCUUAAUCAUCCAUUUGCUUAGUAUACACUUGGUUGAUGCACUGUCUAUUCUCAGGGGACUAAGUGGGUGGAAGGUAAAUGUUUCAGCAUUUGGGUUUACAGCCGAUAUUCUAAUGAAAUAUAUGUAAUUUUCAACUCUGUCCAUUUUGCCAAGCUGUUACUGGCAAACAGGAUGGAGAAUGUGUAUGUCAGGUUAUACAGUAGAAAAAAUUAACUCUCUGGUCUGUAGGAAUAAUAAAACAAUUUUAAUGUUGUCCUCAUACCUUAUGAAGAGGAAAGUAAACAUUUUAUUAAAUUGGGCUGUAGAGAUUGGAUAGCACUAAAAGUGCUUACCUAUUUUUGAAGAGCAAGAUACUUCAAUUGUAUACAAGAGUGCAUCUGAUAAGUUUUGUGUGUUGACAUAUAUCAGUUGAAUCUUGAAAUGACAAUAGCUGUGUGGUAAUUCUCUGGGACCAGUGUUGUUAAAUGGGUAGAGCUUUUGGCAGAGUACUGUCGGCUGUUUGUGAAUUUAGGAAAAUUUUACUUCCUUAUUCAUAAUGGAGAUUCUUAUGUACUCAAUCAUCUUUUGUUAAACUCUGAAAUUCUGCAUAUACUCUAAACUGGCUUUGGAAAGUUGGUGGAAUGAAAGAAACAAACAUUUCAAAGUGAGAGAAUAAGAUACACCCUAAGUUGCAAGUAAGCCUUGGGAUGAUCAAAUAUAACAAACAUGGAGUAUUAAUUUCCCCAUACUUUCCCUUGAUGAUGAGCAUCAUCAGACGAGUGUUUUAUCAUACGGUUGUUACUCCUCAUGUACGGAUGUUUGCGGGUCCUUUUGAUGACGUCUUCCUCCUCCCAUGCAUCUCCUGCUCCUUCUUGUCUUCUUUCCAUCACAAAACAGACCCCUUUAAAUCCGUUAUUUUUUAAAAACGGAAUGUGCCACGAUUUCCUGCUGUGUGCAUGAAAAGCGGUGUGAUAAAAACAGCCGCUGAAUGAGCCAUGUAGUCACUGUUAACUUCCUCUUUCUUCUCCCGUGUGAAGAAAGAGAAAGUGUUGUGGGACAGAAGCAGGGGGAAAGCGAUGGUAAGGAAACACGAUUUCUCCCCCCCAUAUGAUGAUGCUCAGUGUCUUAGCAGUUCUGCCACAAUCACUUCCUGGCCAUCCAUUUUUUCCUCUAGCCGAGACCUUUAGUCCUUUUAUGGCAGUGGUAGAAAUUUCACAUACCUGAAAUACCUUGUAGAGAUAUAAAGAAAACUCUGGGAAAAAAUGCUGUUAAUGACCUGGGUGUGACAGUGACAUAGAUUCUGAUUAGAAUUUCACACUAUAUCCAGGUGCUAAACUGGAUAUUUUAUUGAUGACUAGUAAAUAUGCAGUACUAAACAUAUUUUAGAAAGUAGGACUGUAUAAACGCUACAAAAUAGUCUAUCCUGUAUUUGCAAAUGGGUAUGUAAUGGAGGAAUGGAGAAAACCUUUCAUCAGGCUUUCCACCUGCUUAUCUCUUUAUUCCUCACCAGUUAAUUGAUUUUUUUAAAAAAACUAGGAGACGGAGAUGCAGUGACAUAGUUUCAGGUGAAAUACUUAAGGAGACUUGUCUGUGCUUGUUAACAUAGUUGGGAAUUAUAAUGUCCCACAUCUUUAGAUGCCCUGUUGUUUUCAAAUGGAAUAUUCACACUGUAUCUUUUAAAUUACUGUAGGGUUAUAGUUGAUAAACUUGCCAUACACCUUAAGAACUAAAUAAGCUUGGUGAAUUGUAAAUCUCUGUGCUAGCCACAGAAGGGUGUAUUUGGAAAUCUCAGUGCCUUCUAUUUUGAUCCCAUAGAUAUGCCAAGCAUAACAAAAAUCACCGUGGGCUGUAGAAGGAAGUUCCAUUCGGGUAGGUUGCAGUUUUGAAAAUAUUCCUAUCUUAUCUCAAGCAUACAAGACUGCACAAAUGGCUUAUAAAGAAAUUUGCUCCAGGAUGGCAAAAACUUCCUUUUAGGAUGAUCUGUAGGAAACACGCUGUAGUGCUGUGCAACAGCUUUGCUUAAUGUAGGACUGGAUAGCUUUGCAAAUACACCUGCGAAUGACGGGUGGAGAGUUUUUCUGCUUGAUCACCUAAAGGCAGCUUACUCACCGCAGGCUACUAGGUGAGUGGAUAUUUACAAAGCCGGAGGAUGGCUCCUGCUGCUUUGUGGACAGCUUACUACAGGUCAGCUUGGUAAACCAUCAUACUAAGCUAAUGAUUUCAAUGCGUCAUGGUUACCUUGCACCCUAUUUGCAGCAUAGUGUUCUAGUAAGAGCAGGCAUUGGUUUUUUAGCAUUCCACAUUACUUUAAUCCAUGAUACAUGUUCUAAAAGAAAUAGACUCCCGAUCAGCAUUUUCAUUUGUACAAGUGGCCAUAGUUGGAACAUUACUAUGCCGUCUCCCAAACACUCCAUUCACGUCACUUGUGCAACUGCGGUACAUACAUGGUGGUCUGUGAUUACGAACAGAGACGGAACCAAGGAAAUAAAGACACGGACACCAGAGCUUUGGGAUAAACUAGGGCCUCUUUAUUAAUAAGGGAAAUUCACCCCUCCCUGGAUCUGCGUGUGAAAGUGCGGGAAUUUAUUAGGUCCUUCGCUCAGGCAACUGGCCUGCCAUUUAUGGGUGAGCCACUCUGCUAAGCCAGGAAUCAGGUCAAACCGGCCCCUUUCUUAGGCUACACUCCAAGUGUGGGGAGACCUCCCUGCACGCCCGGUGCCACAGAUGAGACAGGAAGGUCCCCAGAGGCACACCGUGUCCUGGCAUGAGGGCCGCACAACCCUUGAGGAGCAGGCCUCAAUCACCAUAAAGGUGCCAGAGUGCUCACCAAUCCCCAUCCCAUCUCCUAAAAUUCCUGCAUGACCCUGCCCCCAAACCAAUUGACCUAUUUACCCAUCCUCCACUAAGAUUUAAUUCCAAUAUGGAGGAGUGGGUGAGAAACCUGUACACAAAAUGCCAAUUGGUGGCAGGCAAAAUUCCUACUCAGCCCCACUCCAAAGGGAGCACUAGCUAAUCCCAUAAUGGUUUAUAAGGGAGGGAGGAUGGUAGCCGAAAAGGCCAGAGAUUCCACGAGGCCAGCCUUUAUAGGCACAGCACCAGGGUUGUGUCUUGCACUACACGUGUGCCAGCCCACGUGCAGCAUCUAUCCGGGUCCUUCCCAUCUGCAAAUACACUCCCACCCCAGCCAUGCAGGAAACGUGCUUCUUGCCCAUCUGCAGAAGGUUUCCGUAAGAGGCCAUAGAACUUUGUCAGUUGCAAAAGCAGCCUUGAGCGACAACCUUCAUAGUUUCACCUGAACUCCAAAACAUGAUUGCUUUUCUCUCUCUGGUGGGCUUCUUCAUUUGAUAGCCUUCAUUUAUAUUAUGUUAAAUCAUGUCCCCUAGAAUGUUGAAUUACUAUUCCUAAUGAGAAUAAUGGGAGAAAUCCACUAACAGAAUAGCAUGUCAGAAAAAAAUGGAUCCCCCCAUCCCUUUCAAGCCCCCUGUGCCACCCAGAACCUGGAGGAUUGGGGGCUCCUCUAGAGCAAAUUUGGGGUGCAUGGAAGGCUACAGGUGAAGGAAGGAAGGAGAAAUUCUUUUGUUAGUGGAAUUCCUGUCAUGCAAUGCUGGAUUCUGCCCAUUACUUUUAAGCUUAAUGUAUGUUUCUCCCAAGCAAUUAUUUGAAGGAUCACAGUCAAAACAGCAUAAACUUUAAGCCAAGUUGCAAUGCUAAUUUGUGCAAUAACCAUCUUCACUACUGUAUUGUUAAAAGAUAACUGAAUAAUCUGCCUAUCGGUGCACAAAAUUGCAACUCCUUGGGAAUGAAGUCCAUGAAAACACAUGUUCCUUGGUUGAAAAUUAGACCCAUACAGGUGGUGAUUAUCCUAAAAUACUAUAUAUAACUUCUGUAUGACUGUAUAUAACCUCUUAGACAAUAUUGUGAGUGCCCAACUCACAUUAAAUACCAUCAUUUUUAAAGCAGUGUCCUUUGUCACCCGCCCCCAUACACCUAUAGGGUGCCCUAUCAAUACCCUAAUCCCUACUGUUCUAAAAACUCCUUGAAAAGGAAUUGUAUCUGAGAUAGAACACUUAUUAUUAUUAUUAUUAUUAUAAUUUAUGGAUGAAAUGUUUGGAAUUGGUCACCAACAUAGAGUCCCUUAACAAGAGCCAGCAACAAUCUGCUGUCUUGUUCUAGGAUCUUUCUAAAACCAGACAACUCUCACGGAUGAAUAAUCUGAAAAGGUUUCUUCAAGAAUACAUUUAUAAGAGGCAGACAAUAAAUGUGAAAAACCCAAGUGUUCUUCCAAUGCAAAUCUCAGUUAUGUACAAACACUGAAGCCAAUAGGGCUGAAAUGUGCCUAAGUUGUACUGAAUUUUGGUUAAUGUCUGCAAAACAUACCCAAACAUACUAAUAGGGAAAUGAAUACAAAUGAUCAAGCUGGGGAAAUCUGAGAGAUAUAUGGAGUUAAAAUGAAGAUCCCGCUGACUUUGGGUCAUGUAUAGUUAUAUUGUACAUAUGAGCUGAAAACACAAUGUGCAGUGCUUUACUGAAAUUGUUUACAAUGUUAAGUUGAAAUGUAUAAAUUUGUUAACCAGGCCACUUGUAUUUUUUUUCUUCCUGAAAGCUGCUAAGUUGUGCUCAAGUAACAUGAAAUGUACACUUGUAGUAAAGCAAGCACCUUGCCACAUGUUCAUAUGUAUACUUUAGUAAAGCCUGUAACAAAAACUCCUUCCCACUUUCAGCACCCGUGAGUGCAGGGGGAGAUAGCUGGAGGGUGAAAAUAAGCCCCACCCCCAAGACCUGCUGAAGCUGCCCACCCUGGCUGUAAAGACUGCCCCAUAAGAAUAUGGAUCUGUAUUCCAUAUGAUUCUUGUACUGCAGAGUUAAUGCGAGUUCAGCAUUAUUUUCACAGAAGUGUAGUUCAUUUUAUUUUUUGGAUGCUCAAAGUAAAUAAUCAUAGCUGCAAAUAAUUUGAAAGCACUGAGGUCAACCUAGUUAAUGAAGGGUUGCCAAGGUAGCAGUAUGUUUGUCAAAAGGGAAGUCUUUGAUCGGAUGUGUUAGAAUUAACUUUCAGCUUUAAAUUGGAAGCAUCCUAAAAAAUGGAAAUGGGAUAGAUUUGUUUAAAUCCAUCAAGAACAGCAAGAUGUUACAUGUUGAUUUUAGUCAAGCUAAAGUUAAUUGCUAAAAACAACCACCAAAUUUUGAAUUCUGUUCUUACAAGAAGUAAAAAUGGUUUUCAGUUUUGUAGAUAAGAGAUCAAUAACAGUCAUUGACUUUUGAAAGUACUUGAUUUUUAACUGCAAUUAUUCUAUGUUCAAGUAGCCACUUUAGUUCCCCAAAUACAUUUUUAUUCAUAAAGCACCAUUCGAAUGUAGAACAGAAAAUAAACCAUGUGUUAUGCUACUUUUUAACAGCAAUCUUUCCCCAGAAGUGCAUAACAUGUUUCCAUUAAAUGAUUCCUGAUCUCUUUUUUAUUUAAACCUGUUACAGAAUUGUGGUCCAUUAUGAAACUGUUUAACAUGUAAAGCUUUCUUGGCAUUUUCAAAUUGUAAAAAUAAAAUAUUGAAACAAACAUA
This is a messenger RNA of Elgaria multicarinata webbii, 8514 nucleotides long. It is a transcript of the gene KLC1, whose product is annotated as kinesin light chain 1. Gene Ontology annotation, molecular function: kinesin binding. Gene Ontology annotation, cellular component: cytoplasm; kinesin complex. The record is from RefSeq and is a predicted model, not a curated record. Bases 162 to 2075 code for a protein of 637 amino acids. Gene Ontology annotation, biological process: microtubule-based movement. NCBI's taxonomy places the organism in Eukaryota, Metazoa, Chordata, Lepidosauria, Squamata, Anguidae. The transcript is spliced from 16 exons.